CGCGAUUGGCUGGCAAUCAGCCCCCAGGUGUCAGCCGCCAUAUGCUCCUCCUCACUUGAGACUUUACAAAGACAAGUGCUUUGCAAAUGGUAAGUGGAUGGAGGAAUGUCCUCACUUUAGGACAAAUAUGAUCUUAUCUUGUUCUAAUCCCAUCUUGUCUUCCAACAACCACUACAAACACAUGAAGUCGGUGUGCUCCGGCAACUCAAGCGAUUGAUAAAAUAUGUCCAAUGUGAAAUUUGUUGACCCCAAAAGGAGCUUUUGUGUGGAUUGAGAUAUGUGGGAAAAUUAUUGGUCCGUGAAUGGCUGUCUCUCUUACAUGGGUUGACUUCAAAGCUUGUGCGUUCAUGUGAUGUGUAACGGGUGACUGGGAAUGUCAAUGCGAGAUAUAACCAGUCCAUAAACUUCCUCGUUACAAGGCGAGCACGCGUUUUGACGGUUCAGCUGUGCAAGCGACAAAGCCACUGCACUCUAUCAGGAUCAUCUUCAGUCUUCAAUCAAAUGUUCCCAUGGAGAGGCAUGAUGCCAAACCUGUCUAUGAAAAUGAUGAUUAGUGCACUUCAAAACAAGCGCUGCCCCCUUCCUGACCUCUGCCAUCAACAUCUGGUCCACUGAAAAGCGUCCCAUUCCCUCCACUGAGUGGAGUCUUGGCUGACAUCUAAACCAUCCCUCCAGAUCACAGGAUGUACAGGCGAUAAGCUGCUCGGCCACUGCGCAACGAUGGAGCUCUCGCAGCGAUGGAGAUGACGCAAACAGCCUGUGUUCUCCGAAAAAGUGAUUCCAGGCGAACAUGGCGGCAACUUAGGCGCGCUCCAAGAUGACAACGGCCAGCCGGAGACGGGAUUCAAGGAUUCACGCUCGGCUUCCAGGCAGCGACGAGACUGGCCAGUGCGGGCCGGCCGCUUCACUUCAGUGAGAGAGUGCACUAUCUGCGGCAGACGCCCCAGCAGCAGCAGCAGCAGCAGCAGCAGUAGAAGCAGAAACAUCAUCAAAGGCGAAGAGAGAAACGAAGGGAGCACACCCGGGGAAGAAAGAAAGAAAGGAAGGAAGAAAGGAAGGACGGAAGUUAGGGACGGACGGACGGACGCGGCAUGCGGUCAAAGAGGACGCCGUCCCCCCGCGGGGAGCCACGGAGGUUGCGGCAAGCUUAAUCCGCGCGGGUGGGUUUAUUGGACCGGAAUAGAACCGAUUGCUGCGGGCGCCCAUCGAGCAGCGCCCUGCACCGGCGGAGGCAACGGCACCCUGCGGAGAACCGAGCCGAGUCCGCCUAAGUCAAUGAGUAUUGAGACAGAGCAGCCCCCGCGGUGGAGUCGGCCAGGGCAGCACUCUCCUAAAAUAUGACCAGGGGUGCUUGGAUGCGUCGACAGCAUGACGAAGGCGUAAAAUACUGGUUCGCACCCCGAGGGACCGAGAAGCCAUCCACCGAGUCGGAGCGGGCCCAGAGAUGGCGACUGUCGCUGGCCUCACUGCUCUUCAUCACCGUCCUGCUCUCGGAUCACCUGUGGUUCUGCGCCGAAGCCACGCUCACCCGCACCAGGGACAAGCGGCGCUCGGGCCCGGGGAGGCUCGGGAUUAGAGAGACGGGCGAGCAGCCUCACUCCCUCCACUGGCUCCCGCCGGCGCCACCACCACCACCAUCAUCACCAUCUUCACCACCGCCUGACCCCCAUCACCACCACCGCUACCACGCCAGAGAGCAAAAUGCUAUUUUUCUAGGGAAUUCUACCGAACCUCUGUGGCGGAUGGACACCUGUCACCCGGACAGCGUGUCCAAAGACUGCUUCACUUUCACGGACGCGGACACCGUGUGCCUGGGCCUGGCGGGGGGAGAUGGGACGCAGUUGGCGCACGUGAACCUGAGCGAUUUGUACCUUUCUUUUUGUAAUUCCUACUCACUUUUGGAUUUGUUUUACGGGUUUACGAGUCCACACGACAUGAAUUGCACCCUGGAUAUGGCCAUGGGGGCGGACGCGCCGGGAUGCGGCGAGUGCGUCCGGGCUUACCAGCUCCUUGACCGGCAAGCGGAGGACAACUACCGGGACUUCGAGCACUUGGUGCGCAAAUACGAGACGGACGCGUACUCGGUUCGGACGUGCAUGGAGGAAUGCAAGUUGGCGUACAAGCCGUGGCUGUGUUCUCAGUACUUCCAGACCACCCAGUUGCACUGCACUAAGAGAAUCCCCUGUAGUCAAUACUGCCUGGAGGUGCAGCAGCGGUGCCCCUUUGUCCUGCCCGACAAUGACGAUCUCAUUCACGGAGGCAGCCCCAGUUUUAUAUGUACAGGGUUGCUGGAGGAUCAUCCAUCAGGCGUGGACCCCGAGGCAGAGUGCUGCGACGUGCGGUGGGACUUGAAAGUGGACAACCUCUCCCGGGGGACGUUGAAAAGAACUCACCCGCCGUGCCAGCACCGAACCUCCCUCAGCUCCUCGGCAGCGUGCAGACUGUGUAACAGCCGCCUCAAACUCUGCCUGCUGGUGCUCGUCCUCCUACACACUGUCGCCAGCCUCACUGCAUCCCACAAUGCAACAGGCUUGGGCCUCCCCGCCAUCACGCCUCUGGAGGAGAGAGGUGACCUGUACAAGCAAAAGAAUUUGCUGCAAGAGUGA
Messenger RNA from Hippocampus comes (tiger tail seahorse), 2606 nucleotides. RefSeq names its product NALCN channel auxiliary factor 1b (gene nalf1b). Gene Ontology annotation, biological process: calcium ion import across plasma membrane. The record is from RefSeq and is a predicted model, not a curated record. The transcript is spliced from 6 exons. NCBI's taxonomy places the organism in Eukaryota, Metazoa, Chordata, Actinopteri, Syngnathiformes, Syngnathidae. The coding region runs from base 1338 to 2606 and encodes 422 amino acids. Gene Ontology annotation, molecular function: stretch-activated, monoatomic cation-selective, calcium channel activity. Gene Ontology annotation, cellular component: plasma membrane.